AUGAAAGAUAAGCCUGAGGCGAGUAGUGCAGAUUACGACAUGCUUGUUAAUUCGAAGGCUUAUUUCUUAUACAACGCUACAAUAAGCAGUAGAUUCAGAUCGAAUGCAAACUUUUUCACAUGGAUUGAUGCAGGAUAUGGUCAUGGGAACAGAGAUUUGAUUCCUUUGCACUGCCAUUGGAAACCCAAUUUUUUGAGUGGUCUCAUCACAGUGAUAAAGUUAACUCCUCAGCACGAUAAAGUCAGCAGGUAUUCGAUUAAUCAUAUCUACCGUGUCGACUGGACCAUUAUUAGUGGCGGUUUUCUAGGUGGUGAUAUUCAAACGAUAAAUCGAUUUUACCGAUUCUUUCAUAAAACCUUCAUCGAUCUUCUUGAUGCGAGAAAAGUUGAUGACGAUCAGACGACAUUAACGUUAACGAUAAAACAUUACGGGAAUCUUUUCAAUUUGGUUCACAGUAGCGGCGAUUGGUUUGCAUUGUUUCGUUUAUUUCCAUGCUCAUAA
This is a messenger RNA of Anisakis simplex (herring worm), 501 nucleotides long. Lineage: Eukaryota; Metazoa; Nematoda; Chromadorea; Rhabditida; Anisakidae. The record is from the annotation of a GenBank genome assembly.